Etheostoma cragini (Arkansas darter) is the source of this 2266-nucleotide messenger RNA. It is a transcript of the gene rnaset2, whose product is annotated as ribonuclease T2. Lineage: Eukaryota; Metazoa; Chordata; Actinopteri; Perciformes; Percidae. Gene Ontology annotation, biological process: RNA catabolic process. Gene Ontology annotation, cellular component: extracellular region. The transcript has 11 exons. Bases 222 to 956 code for a protein of 244 amino acids. Gene Ontology annotation, molecular function: RNA binding; ribonuclease T2 activity. The record is from RefSeq and is a predicted model, not a curated record.
GACGUAUGGUGUAUAUGGCGCUCACGGUUGGCUGAGCCGAAAAGCAGGCAGGUAGGGAAUCUGCUGCGGGACAUAAAUAACAUAUACAUAUCCCUUAUAUUCUGUCCUGUUUAAUCUACCUACCUACCUAGCAAGUAAGUUAAGUUUUUUACGAUAAACGUCACUGCGCUUGAGUAACAACUAAAAAUCUUCGUUGCAACAUAUCCGGCACAAGGUCAGACAUGAGGCUCUGCUCUUUUCUUUUGCCCUGCUUGGCAGCAGCCCUGUCAUCUGCAUUUGUGAUUUCACCUCCACACAUGUGGACCAAACUGAUCCUAACCCACCACUGGCCCAGCACCUUCUGUAGUAUGGAACACCCAGUAUGCCAUCCCAACAUUAGCUACUGGACACUACAUGGACUCUGGCCAGAUAAAGGGAUUGACUGCAAUUCAUCGUGGCAUUUCAACUCUUCUCAAAUAGAGGACCUUCUUCCAGACAUGAAAAAGAGUUGGCCUGACUUGCUUAACCCCUUGUCUGCUUCCUUCUGGAAGUAUGAGUGGCACAAACAUGGUACUUGUGCAGCCAAAGCACCUUCCCUGAAUAGUCAACAUAAAUACUUCAGCAAAGCACUGGAACUAUACCAUAAAUUGGAUUUGGACAGCAUCCUGAAGAAGUUUGACAUCAUCCCUUCAGAAAAAUACUACAAACUAUCACAAAUUGAAGAAGUCAUAGAGAACUUCUACAGCGUCAAACCUAAGAUCCAAUGUGUCCAUCCAUCAAAGAAUGCUGAUUUCCAGAUUUUGGGGCAGAUUGAGAUCUGUUUUAACCCUGACUUCACCCUCCUGGACUGUGAGAAACAGUGUACAAUUGAGACAACAUCUAAGGGAGACUGGGACAAUCCUGUUGCGGUUAACAAGGCAUCUGGGUUCAGUGUGUGUGACCAUGAUAUGCCAGUUUACUACCCACCUCUUCCAUAAAACACAUACUGUACAUGUGCAAACUGAAACGCAGCAGCACAUUACAACCCUACUUAUACACACACAAAGAAAACAGACAAACAAAUCAACUGUACUGGGAUUUAACAUGUGUGCACACACUGCACAAUGCAGUGCAGUUAGUGACUAACUAUAAUUCUAAUUUUCUCAGGCUUCACAAUGAACAUAACUGUAAUGAUAAUGUAUGUAAAGAACAGCCUUACACAAUCAGUGCAGUCUGAAAACAUGUUUUAACUGCAUUGAAAUACUAGCUGUAACAGAUACUUGAAAAGAUCUCUUGUGCAAGGUUAUUUUUAUAUCCUACAAAAAACAGGACACACACUCCACAACUACUUAGUCCUUUAAUAGAAUUUUGUCCCUUUCUGACCCUCGCUCUUAGAUGAAUCCAAUAUAGAGCAUGGCAUGUUUCUUUUUUUCUUCAGCUCAACAGCGUUCCUCGUGGUGAGUUUAGGUAAGGUCAGACAGGCCGGCAGAUGAAUACUUUGUACAUUAAUGGCAAAUUAGUGGAAACUUUCGUCAGAUACACAAGUGACUCUUACUUCAUGUUGUUGGUUGUGUGGAUGUCAAAACAUAUUUUGACAGGUGGUCAUAUUUUAUACCACAUUUAUUAUUAUACAGUAUAUAAUAGACUAAGUGCCAUCUCUUUUUUGCAGGGAGAUAUUUUUCAUUAUUAAAUAAAUGCUUCUUCAACGUUAGAAUUCUAUCUAUUAAUCACAGUACUAUGUGCUCUAUUGUUAACUCACUACACAUAAUAUCGGGUAAAAUGCGUAUUUUUUUGGGAUCAUUAUUACAUAAAACUGCUGCUUUUCAACAACAUCCACAGCUUUCUGGUAUUAUACACUAGUGGUAGUUAUCAUUAGCUACCAUCAAAUUUUUGCCAAGUACAUAGGCCACUAAUCAAUGAUGUGCUGUAGCCUGGUAAGGUCUGUCUAUGCUACUGAAACAGGAUGGCUGGUCGCUUUUGAGUUAAAAACCAAUUUAGAACCAAUUAUAGACUAUAAAGUAAAUAUUCUAUCUGGUGUAUAGAGUAAAUGCUUGAGUUUUGUACAUUGUUCUUUCUACAUUGUCCAAUUUUUGCCACAAAUGGUUUAUGUCGUAGGAUGUGUGUAGGAUGUAGCAAAUGUUUUGGCAAAUGCCGUUUAAUCCUCAACUGAUUUGUAAAAUUACUUGUUUCUAUUUGGCUAUGGCUGUUUUUGUGCAUAAACACAUCAAUGUAGUGUAAGCUGAAAGGUAAAAUAAUAAUUAUAAUUGCAACUACAGUGGACCACUGCUGUGGUGUAAAAUUACUGAAA